UGUCUUGAGCUGUGGCGCAGGUGAAUAUCUGGUCGAAGAGCCGGACUGACCUGCCGAACCGAACCGAACCGCUGCCUCUGUCCUCAGCCUGUUUCCGUCGCAGUGAAUUCGUACAGAUUCCUUCAACCUCCAUCUUCCGUUUCUGACCYGGAUCUUCAACAGCAGGGUGUUAGCUGUAGUGGCUAAGCUCACCUGGAGCUGCGUCGGACAGACCAUAAUACCCUGUGCUCAGAGUUGGAGCCGUUACCAUGGUAACAAGCGCCUGUGUGCCUGGCCGAGCGGAGCCUCCAUUGACUUGAACAAUGAUGACGUCAUUUUAACUCAGAAUCCCACUAAAAUAAUAAGACUUCUUGGGAUCAAGCUGCACAUUGUGACGUCACCGUUGUCGGGGUGACGGUGUGGGUUAGGGCUGCAUCACGGAUGACGUCAGAAGAAUAAAUAAUGAAGAAACACCUUAUUGGCUGUAGAACAUGGGUUCCUGCCCCAAUUACCACAGUAAAGUGUUUCUGGUUAUUUCAGAUUACAUAACUCAACGUCUUUAGUGUUUUCCGUGACGUGAUGUCCGGCUGUGGAACCGGAAGUGCCGGAGCUGCGGGCGGCCAGCAGGGGGAACCAGAGAGCAGGAAGCGCCGAGGCUCCCAGGCUGCCAGCUGUUCUGGUUCUGGUUUGAUGACGAACCGAACGCGCUGAUUCGGAACCAGCUCCAAACAGAACCACUCUCUGAUGGACGCUGAGAGCGGAGCGGUUCUGCCUGGAACCGGGCCAGUGGGUCGCCGGCCCGGUUCGACCCGCUUCAGAGAGCCCCUGCAGGGCUGGGUGGUGGACCCCAGCUGUGUGAGUGGAUAUAUUGGUGAACAGGUGACCUUGGAUGACAGCGAAUCGGAGGACGUUCUGCAGGCUGUCGACCCCAACGAAGUGUUCGGAACCGGUACCGGUACCGCCGACACGUCGUCCGAGAGUGACGUCUCGGAGGAGACCCCCGUUGCAAUGGUGACAGCAGUAACCACGGCGACCAGCCAGCCAGCCCCAACAGCAGUCUACCAGGUGGUCUAUGACAUCAGCUCUGUGGGCGGAGCCAAACCUGAACCCGGUCAGGAGAACGUCAUCUCCAUCGAGCUGGAUGAAUGGAGUUCCCAGCUGCUGUUUUCGGACUCCUGCAUCUUCAGCGACUUGCACGCCGUCUCGUCUUCAUCAUCAUCAUCCUCUCCAUGUGACGGCGGCCGGAGCUCCGCCCCUCUUUCAGGUAGAGACCAGGCGCCGCUGUUCCCUGACCUGCGGCUGACGGAGGAGGAGCAGAAGCUGCUGACAGAGGAGGGCGUGUCCCUGCCCAGCAACCUCCCACUCACUAAGGCUGAAGAGCGGAUCCUGAAGAAAGUCCGCAGGAAGAUCCGGAACAAGCAGUCGGCUCAGGACAGCCGCAAGAGGAGGAAGGAGUACAUCCACGGCCUGGAGAGCAGGGCAGCGGCGUGUUCGGCUCAGAACCAGGAGCUGCAGCGAACCGUGGAGCAGCUGGAGAAACACAACGUGUCCCUCCUGGCUCAGCUGCAGCAGCUCCGCUCCCUCAUCAAGCAGACGGCCAGUAAAGGAGCGCAGACCAGCACCUGCUUACUGAUCCUGCUAGUGUCCCUCAGCCUGAUCGUCCUCCCGAACUUCAGCCCGUUCAGCCGCCGCCCGUCAGCCGACGACGACUACAGAACCGCCGCAGUUGUGUCCAGAAACAUCCUGACGGAUCCAAACUUCUCCAACCCGGCUGACUACGGCGCCGGUUCUGCUGCACGUUCGGACUCAUCGGUGCCUCCUGAGCUCAGCCAAUCAGGACCUGCAGAGGGRGCAGCGGCACUGCCGGAGCCAAUAGGAACCCUGGAGAGCUUAGACACCAGCCAAUCACAGAACGRGACGGCUGCUGUUGCCGGGCAGACUGGACGUGAGGCGGGRAAAACCGGACACGCUGAUGAGAUGUAACCAGAACCUCCAGCAGGGGCCGCCAGACUGACGCUGAGCAGCUGGAGGWCUGGUUCUGUUGGAUCAGAACCAGAACACUGARGUUCUGGAGUGCUACCAUGACCGGAAUCGGGUUUUAAAGUGGAUCCAGCAACCAGACAAGACUUAACCGAGACUGUUGGACCAGACCUGGGACCGGAACCGACCCGUUUUAUGUUCAUCUUGUGGAGAAACGCUGACCUGAGAUGCUUCCGGGUUGGUCUGUGGGUUCUUGUUCAGUAAAUCACGUGAUGCUGCAAACA
Poecilia reticulata (guppy) is the source of this 2243-nucleotide messenger RNA. It is a transcript of the gene creb3l4, whose product is annotated as cAMP responsive element binding protein 3-like 4. The record is from RefSeq and is a predicted model, not a curated record. Gene Ontology annotation, cellular component: nucleus. Gene Ontology annotation, molecular function: DNA-binding transcription factor activity, RNA polymerase II-specific; RNA polymerase II cis-regulatory region sequence-specific DNA binding. NCBI's taxonomy places the organism in Eukaryota, Metazoa, Chordata, Actinopteri, Cyprinodontiformes, Poeciliidae. Gene Ontology annotation, biological process: regulation of transcription by RNA polymerase II.